This is a messenger RNA of Serpula lacrymans var. lacrymans S7.9, 1911 nucleotides long. RefSeq lists its product as uncharacterized. Gene Ontology annotation, cellular component: cytoplasm; nucleus. Gene Ontology annotation, molecular function: tRNA binding; tRNA (cytidine-N5)-methyltransferase activity. The record is from RefSeq and is a predicted model, not a curated record. The coding region runs from base 1 to 1911 and encodes 636 amino acids. Gene Ontology annotation, biological process: tRNA methylation. The transcript has 13 exons. Lineage: Eukaryota; Fungi; Basidiomycota; Agaricomycetes; Boletales; Serpulaceae.
AUGAACAACGAACGGUUCAGCAACUAUUACAAAGCUCAGAAUAUUAUGCCAGACAGUGAAUGGGAAGAAUUUAUGGGAGCCUUGAGGACACCGCUGCCCACCACAUUUCGUGUCGCAGGGAGCCGAGAGAUAGCUCACGCUCUCAACCAGACAAUACAAGAUACCUACGUUCCUUUGCUGAGCAAUGCCGUUUUUGAAGGAGAAUCUGUGCCUCCUCCCGCUCAAAUCCCCUGGUAUCCUGAAGGUCUAGCCUGGCAAUUCAACGUUUCAAAGAAAGUUCUUCGGAAAUCCGUGGAAUUCAAGAAAUUCCACUCAUUUCUUGUGUUUGAGACGGAAGUAGGUAAUAUAUCACGUCAGGAGGCCGUCAGCAUGUUACCACCCCUUCUUCUUGAUGUUCAACCUCACCAUUGUGUAAUCGAUAUGUGCGCCGCACCUGGUUCGAAAACGGCACAGCUUUUGGAAGCUUUGCAUGCUCACGAUACUGUGACAUCGACAUCAAUACCUCCUGGUCUUCUGAUUGCCAAUGAUAGUGAUUACAAACGAGCACAUUUACUAAUUCAUCAAUCUGCACGACUUCCUAGCCCAGCUCUCAUGGUCACCAACCUUGAUGCGUCUAUAUAUCCCAUACUAAAAGUGCCUUCCGGCAAUCCUGCUGGUCCUCGUACGGCCAAGAAACUACAAGAUCAGUUAUUAUUCGAUCGAAUCCUAUGUGAUGUUCCUUGUAGUGGGGACGGUACUCUUCGCAAAAAUGUUGGUAUUUGGAAGCACUGGCAACCUAUGGACGGAAAUGGUCUGCAUGGCUUGCAGGUUCGCAUUUUACAGCGUGCUAUGCGAAUGCUAAAAGAAGAUGGCCGUAUCGUAUACUCUACAUGUUCCUUAAAUCCCGUGGAAAAUGAAGCUGUUGUUGCAGCUGCUCUUAACUCCCACAAAGACUUUGAACUCCUUGAUGUUUCCAUGCAACUACCACAGCUGAUCAGACGACCUGGUAUUACGACUUGGAGACCCACCGUGGAUCGUUCCAUCAACACUGUUUUUGAUACAUACGAAGAUUACACACAGACCUUGGACGAAACUCAGCGCGAGGACAGUAAAAUGCUGAGUUCACACUGGCCUCCUAGCAAUACAAAGGAACUGAACCUGACUCGUUGUCUUCGAAUAUAUCCGCAUCUCCAAGAUACGGGUGGAUUCUUUGUGGCUGUACUUCAAAGGAAACAGAGCACAGCGUCUCCUGAAAGCAUUUCUACAACGACUGCGUGUGAUGUUGAAGGAGAGAGAAAGUCGACCCCAGCACCAUCUCGUAGUCAACAAAAAAGCAAGGUUGCCGACCCUUCGUUCAAGGAGAUGCCUUACACUUUCGUUGCUUCCGAUGACCCUGUGCUACAGUCUUGCAUCGAAAGGCUCAAAUUAACCUCUGAUUUUCCAUCACAUAACAUCCUUGUUCGCAAUCCAGAUGGAGGUGCUGUGCGUUCAUUCUACGUAACUAAUCCCCUCGUCAAAGCCGUUGUGGAGAAUAACGAUUACACUCGCCUACGACUACUUACGUGUGGGACUAAAGUUAUCACCAAGCAAGAAGCUGGUAGGGGGCUUGAUACGCAAUUCCGAGUGCUGGGAGAGGGUCUGCCUGUUGUGUUGCCUUACAUCAAUCCGGAAUCGAUUAUGACCUCAGAACUAUCUACGCUCAAGACUCUUCUGGAAGCUUAUUAUCCUUUGUGUACUGCUUUCCCUGAACCUUUCCAAUCUGUUAUUGAAGCGCGAGCUGGCGGGAGUCAUAUCGUCCGUUUCCCGUCUGGAAAAUGGAAGGACUCGACACUAACUCACGAUCUUGUACUGCCACUUUGGAAAUCCAAUGUCUCCGUCACCCUGAUGAUUGAUAAGAAAGCGAAAAGGUUAACCUACAUGCUUAUGAUGUGA